Molecule: messenger RNA, 1205 nt
Organism: Symbiodinium sp. CCMP2456
Lineage: Eukaryota; Dinophyceae; Suessiales; Symbiodiniaceae
Source: the annotation of a GenBank genome assembly
GCCACGUCCUGCCCACCGACCCCGAUGACCGGCGUGUUCGGAUCAUCGUGGUGGCGCCCACAUCGGAUCUGGUUCAGCAGAUCGCCGAGGUCGCCCGGGUGGCGUCGGCGCGAAGUGGCCGCCCCUUCCAUGUGACCGCAGUGGUCGGAGGUGGUGGAGCGAAUGCGAAGCAGCAGCGGUGGCGGCUGCAACAGGGCUCUGAGGUCGUUGUGGCCACUCCUGGUCGACUCAAGUUCUUCAUGGAGGAGGACUGCGUCGUGCAGAAAGAUACCUGGCAACAUGUAAAAGCCCUGGUCAUCGACGAGGUGGACACGCUUGUUGGGGAGGACUCGCCGAACCCGAUGUUCGACCUGAAAGCGGAGCUGCCGGCGGACCUUCAGUGGGUCUUCGUGACUGCCACCGUGUCGGAGGCGGCGAAGAGGGAGAUCCGGAUGCUGAAGGGCCAGCUGCAGGGGGAAGCCAACGACCUCGGCGUGAGGAAGGACGGUCAAAUCGUGUGGACCCGAGGCCCUGGCCUGCAUCGCGUGCCGCAGAACUGUGAGCAUGUGCUGGUCGACUGCACGCCAAAGAGCCUCUACAACCUUCCGAACUCUGCGCGGCUGGACGCAGUGAUGAAGGCCAAGAUCGGCGCACUGGCCUGGCACCUCGAGAAAGGGGUGCUGUGCGAGGAGAGCGACAACCGCGUCAUGAUCUUCUGCAACACCAUCAGCAACUGCUCCAGAGUUUACGAAGCGCUGGACGAACGCAAUCCUGACGACGAGCGUAGCGGGGGCAAGCAGUGGAAGCUGCUGGUCCUCCAUGGGCUUCGGGACAAGAAGGAGUACCAGCGGAACAUGGAUCUCUUCAGCACAGAGAAGGUCCCUGCAGCUGAUUUCUUCAAGCGUCGCAUCCUUAUCUGCACGGCCUGGGGCCCGGCGGGGAGUUCGGGAGUUGCGGAUGGCCUUUGCCGUGGCCUUUUGCUCCAGUUCGUUGCGCCCACGCCCUGGAUCUGCAAAGCCUAUGCUGAAACCCCUGACCCCUGCCUCCAUGAGGACCGGCUGUCGCGCGGCAUGGACUUUGGGAGCAAUCCGGUGAAGUGGGCUCGGAGCCCAGGCUGGCUUGCUCUCGAUGCUUUCCGAUUCCGGAUCUGUCGCAACAUCUCUCAACUGAUCUGGUCUUGCCUCAUGUACAUCGCGGGCCUAGAGGAAGCCCAUCUGUUCUCCUGA